Molecule: messenger RNA, 697 nt
Organism: Capsicum annuum
Lineage: Eukaryota; Viridiplantae; Streptophyta; Magnoliopsida; Solanales; Solanaceae
Product: immediate early response 3-interacting protein 1
Exons: 3
Coding region: 12-389 (125 amino acids)
Biological process (GO): endoplasmic reticulum to Golgi vesicle-mediated transport
Cellular component (GO): COPII-coated ER to Golgi transport vesicle; endoplasmic reticulum membrane; Golgi membrane
Source: RefSeq, a predicted model, not a curated record
AUCUAUAAAUAAUGUAUAUCCGAAAGCCCAUAUUGAAAGUAGACGCAUUGUUUAGAAGAUUCGGGUUCCAAUUUUUUCCCAAAUUUACAGUCUCCGCCAGCUGCUCUGAGUUCCGCCGGUUGCCGCUGAUCGUCCGUCUUCAUCAUCGUCCGGGCAUGGGUUUGUGGACAUUGUUCGAGGGUUGCCUGCUUCUUGCAAAUGCACUUGCAAUAUUGAACGAAGAUCGUUUCCUUACUCCGAGAGGAUGGAGCUUCCAGGAAUAUUCAGGGGUCCGGAGAAAUUCAUUCAAGGGCCAGCUACUUGGUCUUAUUUAUGCAACUCAAUAUCUGAGAGUUGUUCUCAUACUCCUCAACACACUCUGUAUUGUUGUAAAGUUUGUAUCUGGAUGAUGAUUCUUGGAUUAGACAAUGAAAGUUCAUCGAUGGAAGGGUGCAGAAGCUUCCUUAAGGAAAAGCUGCAAAUCUAGUCACAUUUUGUUAGAAACACUGAUACUAGAAUGAACUAAUUUUUUUCUGUUAGUUUUAGAUUAAAACUUAUUUUCGGUCUUUAUGAACAGUUCUUGUGAAAUAGGUCAUCAGUGCAACACUACCUACGCAUAUUCUUAUCUUCUUAGAGUCUAAAGCUCUCUUUUAAGGUUGCUGCAAUUUUUUGAAUGCGUGUGAGAUAUUGUCCUGUAUCUCUUCUUAGCAUUUGCUUA